Neltuma alba is the source of this 333-nucleotide messenger RNA. RefSeq names its product protein Brevis radix-like 3. Bases 10 to 333 code for a protein of 107 amino acids. The record is from RefSeq and is a predicted model, not a curated record. The transcript is spliced from 2 exons. Lineage: Eukaryota; Viridiplantae; Streptophyta; Magnoliopsida; Fabales; Fabaceae.
AGAUCAGAAAUGUUGACCUGCAUUGCGUGUUCCAAGCAGCUUAAUGACAAGAGAUCUCUUCCCCAACAAGAUGAGCACGAAGAAGCUGGGAAUACACCCAGCACCAAGCAGGCCAUUAAGGCCCUCACCGCGCAGAUCAAGGACAUGGCGGUGAAGGCUUCUGGGCCAUAUAGAAAUUGCAAGCCUUGCUCAGGAUCUUCAAAUGGUAACAGGAACCAUAACCAUGCUGAUUCUGAUAUGGCUUCAGAAUCAGCGAGAUUUCACUGGGCUUACAAAAGGACUGGUAGCUCCAACUCAACCCCCAGGCUUUGGGGAAAGGAGAUGGAGGCAUAA